AGGUGCAAAUGCUCUAUGUUGAAGAAACAAGAAAGUACAGUUUGCAAUGGAUACUAGUUGAAUCGCAAAUAAGCCAAACAUCAACUGCAUGGACGGUCUGGCCAAAAGCAGCCGGCUCAACAGACAAGGCUCUCGAGUGAGGCGCCACCGUAGCCAAGAAUGGCAGGAUUACAGCAGCUCAGACAACGAGGAGCACCAUCAUAUUGAUGCCAGAGGAUAUCGUUAUCCUCCUAAUAAUGAAACAUACGACGAUCAAAGAGCAGCAGAUGUCCGAAAGCAUGCUUUCGAUCGUGGUCGAGGGCGUGGUAACGGCAACGGGCGUUCAUAUAGCCACAGCAGCAUGGAGUUACUUACAGGUCGAAACUAUUUCAGUGGAUCAGACGGCGAGCUGGAAGUCGUUGGCGACGCAAUUGUAUAUCCUUCAGGAGCUCCUCCUUCCAUGAACACUACACCUCCAUUACAAACUCAAGGCAAAUAUCCCGGCUAUGGUACUUUACCAAGACAGCCGAUCCAAGCUGGAACAAGGGAACAACAGCAAUCUCCUCAUCCCAGCCAACAACCUCCAGCAGGAAGAGAAUCCCGUAGUGGUUCAGUUACUGGUUUGCAAGGGGGUGCAGCUAAUACUUCAAGGGGUCGAAUGUCGUUAUCUCUCAGAAGAGGGCCAUCUUCUUCCUCUACGUCUGACAAUAAUUCUGAUGCCACCUUUACGGACACAGAGUUUAAUGCUCGUAGAAGAAGCGGAUUACAAAGUCAAAGUGUGUUUGGUGAAAGUCCGCCUGAGCCAGCACCUCCAGCUGUACCCCCUAGGAAUAUGAAUUCCAUGCACCCUAUGGAAACACUCGGACGUCGAGCUCGACUGGGGUAUCUAGAAAGCGAAUGCGAAUCCGAACCUCCAUAUUUGCCCACAAUGCUUACAUCAACUCUUAACGCUUAUGCUUCACAAGAUUUGAAUUCUAGUUCAAAUGUGUCGAAAUCUCAUCUAGAAGAACCACCAGAAGACGAAUCGGAACUUCUCAAUAGUGUAAACAGAAUUGCUUCAUCAGACAAUGAACGGAUAUAUUCACCUCAUCAACAACCAACGCCGUUACCUCGAUGUGACACCACAGCUGCCAGUGGCCCACCGCCGCCUAGCAAAGAUCUACAAACUGUUGGAAGUCUUCAUUCUUCAACUACAGUCACAACAACUAUCUCUGCUACGACAAAUAACAGCACGAGUUCCAGCGCUACUGGAGCAACUUACAGCAAUCCAAUUCCUGUCUUCUGUAGUACACCUAGUUCCACGACUGGUCCUAUGGUACCCAUUGCUAAUUGUGUUAAUCCACAACUAAUACAACCACCAACAGCUCCCCCAACAUCUGGGGGCAGGAGGCCUUUUAUGGCUACUACAUCCGCCUUCUCUGCAUCAGCAGCAAUGGCUUCAUCAAGGUUCCACUUUCGAAAGAAUUGCACAAGGAAAUGCACAUGGAAAAUUGCAACUAUUGUGCUUGGAAUUAUUGCAGUAGUACUGUCUUCUUGCGUUGCUUAUUUUGCAGCUGUAGGUGGAAUAAGAGAUGGUGUGGAUGGCAACACUCCGUGUAUAGUAGUUGAAGAUGGACGAUCUCAAGGUGGAGCUACCGGAACUCCUUUAUCUUUACUAACUAAAGAUGUGGGCCGUGUGAUCACUCCUCAGCCAGUGUGUGUGGUUGUCCCGCGAGAUGUUUCUGAAUAUGAAGAAUUACCACCAGGCGUAGAAGAUUCUAGAACUCUCCAACCACAAGAAUCAUGGAAUACAUUUUUCAGCCACCCAGAAGCUUCUUUCGUCAGGUUGAAUUUUUCAGUACCACACGGUUCUCGGUUAGCACUCUUGGCGAGGAAAAAUGAUCCUCCAUCUAUAACCUCCUACGAUAUCAUGGAAGUUAUUGGCGAUGAAUUACGGCGAUAUGUUAGAGCUACUCUG
Messenger RNA from Stegodyphus dumicola, 1936 nucleotides. Its product is annotated as teneurin-a-like. Lineage: Eukaryota; Metazoa; Arthropoda; Arachnida; Araneae; Eresidae. The record is from RefSeq and is a predicted model, not a curated record. Gene Ontology annotation, biological process: motor neuron axon guidance.